GGAACUUCCUGUGCAUCAGUUUCUGCCUGUUGCUUCUUGUCCUAUUGCUCAGCACCACUGAGCAGAGCUUGGCUCCGUCCUCGACUCCCUCCGUUUAGAUACUUGUAUACAUUGAUGAGGUUCCCUCUUAGUUGUCUCUUCUUGGAGGUGAACAGGCCCAGCUCCCUCUGCCUUUCCUCAUAUGAAAGAUGCUCCAGUCCCCUGAUCAUCUUCAUAGCCCUCCACUGACCUUACUUCAGAAACUCCAUGUCUCUUGUGCUGGGGAGCCCAGAACUGGACACAGCAGUCCCAAUGUGGCCUCACCUGGCAAUGCUCUUCCUAAUACCCCCCCAGGAUUCCAUUGGCCUUCUUGACCAGAGGGACACACUGCUGGCUCAUGGACAGCUUGUUGUCCACCAGGACCUUCUCCACAGCACUGCUCUCCAGCAGGUCAGAUCCCAGCCAGUACUGGUGCAGGGGGUUAUUCUUCCCCAGGUGCGGGACCCCACAUUUGCCCUUGUUGAAUUUCAGACAGUUCUUCUCUGCCCAUCUCCAACCUGCCAAGGACUGCACAGCACUCUGAAGGACUGCACAGCACUCUGGGGUAUCAACCACUCCUCCCAGCUUUGUGUUGUCAUCAAACUUGUUGAGGAGGCACUCUGUCCUUUCAUCCAGGUCAUUGAUGAAUAAAUUAAACAACUAAGUAUAUUGAUAUUUCUGGAGAAGACCAACCUGCCAAAAAAAAAAAACAAACCCGAGAUCAAAUGCUGUCCUUGAUUGCAUCCUUUCAGAUUUUCAUCUCUUCUAGUUAUGCACUCAGCUCUCCUCAUAGUGUUGCUAAAGGGACCAAAAGGGACUCCUUGUGAUAUCCGGACACAUUUUAAAUACUAUGUAGUGUAUUUGAUGAUGGUGUCAUUUCAUGCUUGCUGACAAAAAAAGUAAGCAUGACAUGUAUAUAAAUCUACCUUUACCAGUGUGGACAUGUUAAUACAAGCAGAAGUAAAGUUACUGGGUAUGAGGCUUUCUUUGCCUCAUCUUUUGAUGCCUUUUUACUUACUUGUUUUCUUGCUAGGAAAUGACAAAAACAAGUAGUUUUUCUUUGGAUAUGAAAUUCACUGACAGCAGUGUCUGUAGAUGACUAAAACUGCACACAAACACUGUUAAUGGGUGAUCUGUUGUUGACUAUGAAACAAUUCUUAAGCACAUAUUCUAAAGAGAACAUAUCAGUUUUUCUUGACAGAGAAAUUCUAUAAACAUGAGAUCCUGUGCUGAGAGAUUUUAUUGGAAGAGGAGCAAGAAUGUCAGAAGCAGUUUUUUGAGAACCUUUGGUGGAAGAAUCAAGACUGUGCUGUAUGUAAAUGAGGAGAAAGGGGAUACUUGUACAGGCCGCUCACAUAGUGAGAGGUGAGACAUAGUGGGGAAUUGAUGUUCUCUGAGGCACCCUAUUGCACACCAAAUUGUGGUGCCUUCACUCUGGCCUCCCUGAAACCUCUCUGGACAGCUACAGUCAGUGACAAAUUUGCCUUUGCUUCAGGCUGGUAAGAUGGGAAUUUAUUUAGAAAUACUCUGUUAGAAACUCUGAAAAGGGUUUAAAACAGUCAAAGGCAUGGAUCAGGUUGCUGUAACUCUCAAAGAAGAUCUGAACUGGGGGUUUUGAUGUUGUGGCUUAAUCACAAAGCAGUGCUUCCUCCUACCCAGGCUUCCCUGUUUGGUGCUGCUUUGCUGCCCUUAUCUUAUACCAGUAUUUGCAAAACCUGCUGACAAGGUUUUGAACUGGCUUGUUUGGCAAGUGCGGGCCACACCUCUGUUUCUCACAGCUGGAGUGCAGCCCAGUCCUGCGCAAAACUUCAGUCUGUAGCAAACAGCGCUUCACAGCCGGGCAUCCAGGAACUCUCCUUAUUUUCUGGGUGUCCCUGUCAGAUUUUCUGCAGAGACAAGAAGACAUUUUUCCCAUGUUCCAUAAGGUGCUGCGGGGCCCGCUUCCACCCGGAGUGCUGCCUUUCCUGGCAGCUGUGCUUUUCCAAAGGAAGGAGAGGAAAGAGACUGGGUUUUAUCACUGGCGGUGGGAAAAGCACCCUUACUACAACCUAACAGUGAAAGUCCUCCGAGCCAGAAACAUCAAGGGUACAGACCUGUUGUCCAAGGCAGACUGUUAUGUGGAACUAAAGCUGCCCACUGCAUCUCCCAUAGUCUCCCGAACUCAGGUUGUUGACAACAAUGAUAACCCAGAAUGGAAUGAAACUUUCCGGUAUCGAAUCCAUAGUGCUGUCAAGAACAUUCUGGAGUUGACACUCUAUGAUAAGGAUGUCCUUGUCAGUGAUGAGCUCACGUCUAUUGUCUUCGAUGUAGGGGGCAUGAAGCCGGGUCGGCCCCUGCUGCGCACUUUCAGGUUGAACUCUGAGGCUAAUGAAGAACUGGAUGUAGAGUUUUACUUGGAGAAAUGCUCAGAUGUCCCUACAGAGGUAUUGACCAAUGGAGUCCUUGUGGUUCAUCCUUGCUUGUCUCUGCAAGGCACUGUUAACAAAGGGGAAAACACAAAAGAGAAACAGCAAGGGUGCUGUGAAGUUAAGUUGUCUGUCCCAGGGGCAUAUCAAAAGCAGUUGAGUAUUCCUUGGACACCAGAUAAUGAGAAGCAUUAUGGAACCUCAUUUGUUUUUCAUGUGGAUAAAGAAAUGUGUCCAGAACUGCAAGUGCAGCUGGAGCAAACCAUAUCUGUUCUACAGGAUGGCGUGAACCCUGAUGUUGAAAAGCAUACUACAGUUCUGGGAUUGGGAACUGUACCAGUUAGUUCCCUUCCUAUUGGAGAAAAAGUUGAUAGAAGCAUUUCUUUGGGAGAGGGACAAAGUCUGGAUAUGAGUUUGAAAACUGAAGAGAGCACUUGGGAUCUUGAUAUACGUCUGGGUUUCGACCUCUGUAAAGAGGAGAGAGAAUUUUUGGACAAAAGGAAGAAAGUAGUUUCUGAGGCACUGAGAAAGAGUCUUCACUUAAAAGAAUCCCCUCCAAAAGAUGAGGUUCCAGUCAUAGCAGUACUGGGGUCUGGAGGUGGGAUGAGAGCACUGACAUCGUUCUAUGGCAGUCUUGCUGGGCUUCAGCAGCUGGGCCUUUUGGAUGCUGCAAUAUAUCUGUGUGGGAUUUCUGGCUCUACUUGGUGUUUAUCGACACUGUAUCAAGACCCCAAUUGGUCACAGAAAGACCUUCAAGAUGCAAUCAGAAGAGCUCAGGGUGCUGUGUCCAGCAGCAAAGCAGGGGCAUUUUCCCCAGAACGACUGAAAUACUAUUUCCAGGAGCUGAAUGCAAUGGAGAAUAGUGGACGGAAAGUUUCCUUUACAGAUUUGUGGGGCCUUAUUGUGGAAUUUUUCCUACAGCAGAAGGAAGACCCAUCAAAGCUGUCUGAUCAGCAAGAAGCAGUGAAAUGGGCCCAGAACCCUUACCCUAUCUAUGCAGCUGUCAAUGUGAGACCCAAUAUGAGCAGUGGUGACUUUGCAGAAUGGUGUGAGUUCACUCCCUAUGAAGUUGGAUUUCGCAAAUAUGGAGCUUUUGUCAGAACAGAGGACUUUGACAGUGAGUUCUUCAUGGGACGACUUAUCCAGAAACAUCCAGAGCCCAGGAUUUGUUUUCUACAAGGAAUGUGGGGCAGUGCUUUUGCGGCAAGCUUGGAUGACAUCUGCCUGAAGGUGAUUGGUAUAGGACUGAGCUUUCUAGAUUCCUUCAAAGAUGUUAUAAAAGUUGUAGAUGACUGCCGAAGAUUCCAUUUCCGAGACCCAGCACGACUGAAGACUCGCUUGGUUAUACCUGGGGGCCCCUUGCUACAAAUUUUUCAGGAUUUCUUCAAGUCCCGGGUCACAUGUGGAGAAACCUUCAACUUCAUGAAGGGAUUGUAUCUUCAUAAAGAUUAUGUUAACAUCAAGAAAUUUGUGACUUGGAGAGGUACUCAUCUGGAUGCAUUUCCCAACCAGCUGACCCCCAUGGAAGAGAGCUUAUAUUUAGUGGAUGGUGGCUUUUCUAUCAACUCUCCCUUUCCUUUGGUACUUCAGCCAGAGAGGGAUGUGGAUGUUAUCUUGUCAUUCAAUUUUUCCUGGGAAGCUCCAUUUGAGGUUUUAGAGCUGACUCAGAAAUAUUGUGAGGAGCGUGACAUUCCUUUUCCAAAAAUCAAAUUUAGUGAGGAAGAUGAAAAGAAGCCAAAGGAGUGUUACAUGUUUGUGGAUGACAAUAAUCCAAAGGCUCCAAUUGUAGUCCAUUUCCCAUUAGUGAAUGACACUUUCCAGAAAUACAAGGCUCCAGGAGUUGAACGUGAGUCAGAAGAAGAGAAAUCCUUUGGUGACUUCAUCAUUGAGUCAAAGGAUUCUCCUUACCGUACACUAAAUUUCACCUUUGAGCCAUAUGAUUUCAACAGGUUAGUGGAAGUGAAUCGCUACAAUGUUCUGAACAGCAAGGACACUCUUUUCAAAACCCUAAACUUGGCUCUGCAAAGGAGGAAGUUGAAGAAGGUCAUCAGUAAGUCCAAUACCUGAUCAGCUUCCAGAGCUGAGGAUACAGAGAGGCUACAGUGUACAAAAACCAUGAGGUUCAAGACAGAAUAUUGAAAAUGAAUUGCUGGGAAUUAUCUUCUUGGCAAGGGAGUAGUACAUGUGACACUGAAAAUUCAUUCCAGAUGAUGUGCUCUGAUGAAAACUCGAGGGAUGUACCGUACAACAUGGAUGUUGCUUCCUUGUGUGGGGAAGAGUAAGGAAUCAUCUAACCCAGUAUCUCAAUUUACAGUGGCUGAUGCCAGAUGAUUAGGGAGGUCUAUUCAAACAGUUCCAGCAUCUGGAGAAUAAUCUUCCAAAGUCCACUAAGCGAUGCACCUCUUUUUGUCAAAGGUGUGUUAGGGGAAACACUGAUUUCUUCUGUACUUUUAUCUCUCCUGCUUUUUGAAUCUCCUUUCAUGAACUUUUACAAUUUACAUCAUCUUGCAAGUAAUUCCACAGGUACACACACACUGAGAGAGAUGUGUCCUUUUGCUUUCAACUUGUUACUGGAUGAUGCCUGCAUACUUUCAAGACUGAACAGCGAUUACUUGCUUUCUAUUUUUGCCAUUCACGAUUUCAAAGAUCUUUGUGAUGUUUCCUUCCUGCCCUUCUCAGGGAUUUUAAUGACUUUUAGUCUACCAGAACUUCAAUAUUGAGUACCUUAUUUUCAUAAACAAUUUGUUUUUGAGGAAAUAAAUAUUCACUUUUUUAUGUUUAACAAUUAAAAACACAUUGUGGGAUUGUGUUGCUUCUUCCUACAGUUUGAUCAUCAUGAGACGAUGAAAGUGUGAUGAAAGUACCAUGAGUCUCGUCUUUCUCUUUGUGUAUAAGAGGAAGGAAGGCUCCUUUGAAGGGUUUGAAUUAGAUAUUUUCUGCCUUACACUUCAGUGUGCAGUUCAACCAGACCUUUGUUGGAGGAAUUUGCGUGUCUAUAUAUUUCAGAAACAUCAAUAGUCAAAGUAGGCACACCUUACAAAUGUGAAUGAAUAAAACAAUGUGCUGCAGUGCUGUGGGAUGGAAUUCACCUCACUUUGCAUAAAACUCAGAGAAAAGGACUGAAUUAUGCAGUUGGGAAAUAUGUGGUACAAAAAUAUGUAAUACAAAACAAUGACAAACAAGCAUUGUUUACUUUUGUGGCUUUUACACUGAGUUGAAUGUACUGAUUCUGUAUUUGAAAACUGGAGACAGGAAAUUUGUCUUAUGAAAGAAUGUAAAGGCUUAUAGAUGAUGAUUCUUGAUACAUUUUUUAAUGUGUUUCUCUUUUAAUAAAUAUUAGUUUUUCUCA
This is a messenger RNA of Pipra filicauda (Wire-tailed manakin), 5772 nucleotides long. It is a transcript of the gene PLA2G4F, whose product is annotated as phospholipase A2 group IVF. The coding region runs from base 1932 to 4490 and encodes 852 amino acids. The record is from RefSeq and is a predicted model, not a curated record. The transcript is spliced from 21 exons. Gene Ontology annotation, biological process: glycerophospholipid catabolic process. Gene Ontology annotation, cellular component: cytosol. NCBI's taxonomy places the organism in Eukaryota, Metazoa, Chordata, Aves, Passeriformes, Pipridae. Gene Ontology annotation, molecular function: calcium ion binding; calcium-dependent phospholipid binding.